GACUCAGCUGUCGCAAUCUCCCACCCAAAUGCAGUAAUCCAUACAUAAGCACUGAAUGCUGACCCUCACACAAGCCCACACCCCGGAUCUAUCCAUCCUCAGCUUUUCACCAUGGACUACUCUCGCCUUCUCCUCGCUCUCGCCGUCUACAUCGGUAAGUUGAAUCCCUCCACCACUGGCCCCACGAUCACGAACCCCAACCCCGCGCACAGAAGUCAAGUCAAGUCAGUUACUAACCGCGAUCUUCGAAAUAAAUAAGUCAUCCGCCUCGUCCGCGCCCGCUUCUUCCCCUCAAAGAUCAUGGCCCACGGCAAAGUCAUCGAAGUUGACAACCCCGUCAUCUUCAAAGCCCUCACCUCCUCCGGCCCCGUCGUCGUCGACUUCUUCGCGACCUGGUGCGGACCCUGCAAGGCCGUUGCGCCGGUCGUCGGCAAACUCAGCGAGACGUACCCCAACGUGCGCUUCAUCCAGGUGGACGUGGACAAGGUGCGCUCUGUCGCGCAGGAGCUGCAGGUGCGCGCGAUGCCGACGUUCGUGCUGUUCAAGGAUGGACAGCCUUUGGAGAAGCGCGUUGUGGGUGGGAAUAUGAAGGAGUUGGAGGAGGGGAUUAAGAGCAUUUCUGCUUAAGUUGGGGAUUGGGUUUGACGUGAGGGACUACGCAUGUGUACCUACGGAGGAAUGAAUUUGAAGGUCUGAAAGAAUAAACCAUAG
Aspergillus melleus is the source of this 711-nucleotide messenger RNA. It is a transcript of the gene TRX3, whose product is annotated as thioredoxin family protein. The transcript has 2 exons. Lineage: Eukaryota; Fungi; Ascomycota; Eurotiomycetes; Eurotiales; Aspergillaceae. The record is from RefSeq and is a predicted model, not a curated record. The coding region runs from base 301 to 627 and encodes 108 amino acids.